This is a messenger RNA of Sitophilus oryzae (rice weevil), 2679 nucleotides long. Its product is annotated as cationic amino acid transporter 3-like. NCBI's taxonomy places the organism in Eukaryota, Metazoa, Arthropoda, Insecta, Coleoptera, Curculionidae. Gene Ontology annotation, molecular function: amino acid transmembrane transporter activity. Gene Ontology annotation, cellular component: plasma membrane. The record is from RefSeq and is a predicted model, not a curated record. Gene Ontology annotation, biological process: transmembrane transport; amino acid transport. The transcript is spliced from 13 exons. The coding region runs from base 266 to 2071 and encodes 601 amino acids.
AGACGAUAUUAUAGUAUAUUAGUAUCAUCAAGUAAGGUAACUUGAGAGAUAUUCAAGUCCAAUAAACUUCUACAGCAGGUGGGAAAUUCAAUUGCAAAUAUUCCAAGGUCCGUGAAAAAAAGUGAUAAAUUAUUGACUGUUGGUAUAUAAUAACCAAACCAAGUUUAAAUUAUACCGCAAACAAGUGCUAUUUGUUAAUACAAUGUAUGACAAGUUGUGAUAGUGUUUUGUGAUUGGUUUUUACUCUAUAUUUAAACACAAAAAGAUGGCUACUAAGUUUUUUAAAGGUCUGACACGUCGAAAAACUGAUUCCGAUGGAUCUGGAAGUGAGAUGGCGAGGUGUUUAAACCUCUUGGACUUGACAGCUCUAGGUGUAGGAUCUACUCUAGGUCUUGGAGUGUACGUAUUGGCCGGAUCUGUCGCCAAAACCGUCGCCGGACCCGCAGUUUGUUUAUCCUUUCUAGUUGCGGCAGUCGCCAGCGCUUUCGCAGGAGUCUGUUAUGCGGAAUUUGCAGCUAGAGUGCCGAAAGCCGGCUCAGCUUACGUUUACAGCUACGUUAGUGUAGGGGAAUUCAUAGCUUUUGUUAUAGGAUGGAACUUAAUAUUGGAAUAUGUUAUUGGUACGGCUAGUGUGGCUCGUGGUUUAAGCAAUUACAUAGAUGCCCUGACUAAUAAUACUAUCAGGGACCAUUUUGAAGAAUGGGUCCCAAUGAAUGUUAACUACCUAAGCCCGUAUCCUGAUUUUCUUUCCUUCGGAUUGGUAUUACUUUUGACAUGUUUACUGGCAUUUGGUGUGAAGGAGUCUUCAAUGUUAAAUAAUGCCUUUACGGUAUUAAAUUUAGUUACCAUUUGUAUAGUGCUUGUGUCUGGAUCAAUAAAAGCGGAUGUCAACAACUGGAAACUAACCGAUGUUCCUGAUGGUUAUGGUGUGGGUGGAUUUAUGCCCUAUGGCAUAUCUGGAGUCAUGGCUGGAGCGGCAAAAUGCUUUUACGGUUUCGUGGGUUUCGACGCCGUCGCUACCACUGGAGAGGAAGCGAAGAAUCCGCAAAAAGACAUCCCCCUGGCUAUUGUAAUCAGCUUGUUUGUAAUUUUCAGCGCUUAUUUUGGAAUAUCAACUGUUCUGACAAUGAUGUGGCCAUACUAUGACCAAGAUGCAGAUGCUCCUUUUCCACAUGUGUUUCAACAAGUUGGCUGGAUAACUAUCAAGUGGAUCGUUACCAUUGGAGCUAUUUUCGCUCUAUGUACCAGUCUGCUGGGAGCUAUGUUUCCUUUACCUAGAGUCAUAUAUGCCAUGGCACAGGACGGUAUUGUAUUCAAAGUGCUCGGUAAAGUGAACAGCUGGACACAAACGCCAUUAAUUGCUACCAUAUUAUCUGGAUUCUUCGCAGGUAUUAUGGCAAUGUUUUUUGACCUAAAUCAACUCAUCGACAUGAUGUCAAUAGGAACACUACUAGCCUAUACAAUUGUAGCAGUAUGUGUUUUAAUUUUAAGAUAUCAAGUGGACGAGACUCAAGUAAUCAAAAGUCUAGAAAAAGAUACUUCCCAGUACUAUCAGCCAACCCUCUACAACACAUUCAAAGAAAUGUUCAAUUUGAAUAACAAUAAAGUACCCAAUUCCAGAACGUCCAGAAUAACCAACUGGAGUAUAGCAGUAUACAGUAUAUUUACAAUGCUCUUUGCUGCUAUAAUUAUUAAUGUUCCUCACAUUAUGUUUAAAGAGCCGUUUUAUUUGACUGGAUUUGUCGUUAGUCUUUUGGCCAUGAUAGUAAUUAUGAUUGUCAUUGCUCGACAACCUGUAGUUGACACAAAAUUGUCAUUUAAGGUUCCUCUGGUACCAUUUGUACCCUGCAUAAGCGUCUUCUCCAACCUGUACCUUAUGUUACAGUUGGAUCUUGAAACAUGGAUCCGAUUUGUUGUCUGGCUUUUCAUUGGUUUUUUAAUAUACUUUCUGUACGGUAUGAAAAAUAGCGUUGAGGGAGAAAAAAGAAAGAUAGAACAUCUGCAAAUGCUUGCUAAACGAAAAAGUAUCGAAAAAGAUAACAAGGAUAGAUUUGCACCUCUACCUCAGUAAAAUGACUUCAUAACUUUGACAACAAAAACUGAAUCCCAUUAGAAUUUAUACUUGUAACAUUUUCUAAUUUAAUUUUAAGUUCUAGAAUUAAGUAUCUAAAAAAAUCUAUGAUUUUUUUAUAAUACGCUAAACUGUAUCAUAACCAUUUAUCACAAUGGUGUACUACAUACUUAAUAACUAUAUGUGAUAUAAGGUACUUAGUUAAUGACCAAUAUUUUCAAUGUUAAGGCAUAUUUCAAUGCUGAAUGAUAUAACAAAUCUUUUGAUAUUGAAAUAUGAAUAUUGGAAAAAUCAUCUACUACCAAUACUACUGUGAUACAAUUCGUAACUUAUUCAUUUUAUUUGUGACCUUUAUUGUAGGCGAAGCGAUAUUUUUGUAUUGUUUUUUAAAAUAAAAGUUGAUUAUAAAUAUCACAACUGAAGUUUUACAAUUUUAUUCUAACGAGUUAAAAAACAAUAACAACUUGCAAUUUAUAAAAAUGUUUUGUUUAAUUAUUUUUAUGUUAGUUAUUUGCUUGAUGUAUUUUUAAUAGAUUUAUUUAAUUUAGUUAUAGUGUGUUCCUAUAUUUGAUUUGUUUUAAAUAUUUAAUAUACACUGUCUUCCUUUC